This is a messenger RNA of Bacillus rossius redtenbacheri, 5601 nucleotides long. Its product is annotated as oocyte zinc finger protein XlCOF6-like. Gene Ontology annotation, biological process: regulation of transcription by RNA polymerase II. The coding region runs from base 3008 to 5041 and encodes 677 amino acids. NCBI's taxonomy places the organism in Eukaryota, Metazoa, Arthropoda, Insecta, Phasmatodea, Bacillidae. Gene Ontology annotation, molecular function: DNA-binding transcription factor activity, RNA polymerase II-specific. The transcript is spliced from 5 exons. The record is from RefSeq and is a predicted model, not a curated record. Gene Ontology annotation, cellular component: nucleus.
UAGGAAACUAAUAGGAGUGUUUCAAGUUUAAUGUGCCUCGAAAAAGUCAAAUCGAUGGUUGUUCCAAUCGAGUGGAAGAGAGAUAGAUUCGGCGCAAGUGUACAAUGAGCGCAACGGAACACAGCGUAACGGGACAAUGUGCGUUACGGGACAUUUUUUCGUGCGUGCAGCCGGUGUUCAUCGAUUUAUUAGACGUUGUCACGUCAAAAUAGACCAUUUCUCAUGAAAGUGUAUUAAUUUUAGGUAGAUUUCAAAGAAAUACUACCUAUUGUAGCCGUUAACAUUGUGCGACUUUCGGACAAUUUUUAUAAUUUUUUCGUUUCAUGGUCUAUAGACACCUAAACCAUCAUCAACUAAAAUGUUUAUACACAUUGUUACAAUUUAUAAUGUGGGGAGAACUGGGUUCGUAAGAGAUAGCCCAAUUAAGUUUUAUUACAGUUUUAUUAAUUACUAAUAUUUACAUUACUAAUAAAUAAUUGCGCUUAAAAAUGUCCAAUUACAAAUCACUGGCACUUAAAAAUGUUUAUUCGCAAGGCACUCACUGUCAAGUUCCACAGUUCGCCCACCUCACUGGAGCUAGGCUCAACAUUGGUUCGUCCCUUACCUUGCGCCUGUCCACACAGUCACGCGCCACUCAUUCGCCACACACUCACGAUCCCGUCGCUCCGCGUCUCGCCACUCUCGAAGGGGUCUCUCAACCUCCUCGCCGAUAUCGCACUUUCCUUCACUCACGGAACUCUCCGAACUCUCUCGAAACUUACGCGGCACUCAUCGCGGAACUCACGUGGCACCUGUCGCGGACCUCCCGCAGGGGCCGGCGUCGCUGCUUAAGUGCUUGAGGAUCGCCUUUCCAGAAUUGACGAACGCGACUGUGACGAGUCGCGGCUUCCCGGGCUGACCUGACACCCGAACAGUCGAUAAAGGUGGCGCUCAUUCACGCCACUCCGCGCAGUGGCCCGCAGAAUUUCCAAGGCCAUUCAGCAAUAAAUAGCAGCGCCGAGACGAGACGAUGCACAGGGUGUGUAGAGGGGAGGGGGGUAGCAACGACCCUUGUAAUCCGACCAGGCGCACGUGACAUGCCUAACGUCAGCGGACCGCAAGCGACACGGCGCGUGAUGCCAGUGGCCAUGCAGGGCCGCCAGCCAGAUCCGAACCUGGCAUCGCCGUAUGAUCUCUCUAUUUCGUAAUUAUAUAUUUUUUUAUAAGGAGCACAUGAAGAAUACCAUCAAAAUAUUGCCAGGAAUAAUCAGGAGCACACGGAGAAAACUAACGCAAGUUUUCCUUAGUAUCAGAAAAUCAUAGAAAAAAAUAAAAAUAAAAAUAAUAAUGAUAAUUAAAAAUAGAAAACAAAACAUGAAUAAAAAUUUGGAAAUAUUUUGGCUUGUACUAGAACUCUAUCCUUGAUCAGCAAAUGAGAUUACAAGCUGGCAGAAGCUGCAACAUGCAACUUUUCUAGAAUUCGAAAUGGUGACCGUAACGAUGUAUGAAGCGGCGAUGUCUUAAUUCAAGAUGGUAAAAAUUUUUAAUAACAUUUUAUUAUUUAAGAUUUUUAUGAAUGCUUAAGUUUUCCUGGUUUUCUAGCAUAAAAAACGCAUUUUUUAAUGGCGGCCGUAACGAUAAUCACAACAGUUACUUCAUAAUUCAAAACGUCGGCCGUGUCACCCUAAAUGUCAAGGUCAUGAUAUCGGCGGCUUAUGGUGGCUUGCUUUUAGGACUCUUAAGCCACUUGUAGGAAUUUUUGAGGAUUAAAACAGGAAAUUUUCCCUCAAAACGGGAAUUUUUCCCUCGAAAGAGAAUUUUUUUAUUUUUCAAAUCUUAUGAGAUAUUUUGGCAUAAUUAUUUUUUUAAAGCAGUUAAGCACUAUGCCAUGACCAUCACGCCGCCCCCGACACCGCCGCCACCGCCUGCCGAGAACGCUACUGAUGCAGUGCCGCGUCUCAACUGGGCAACGUCUCCGCGCUUCCCAGCCGGCCCACAGGCCGCCGAAGCAGUUCCGUACAAUGCGAUGAUCAACACGCCGCCCCCGACGCUGCCGCCCCCAACUGCCGUGAAGGCUCCCGGGGGUUGAUGCGGUGCAAACCGGCCGUGCUGCCACCUCCGCCAGAGGACAAAACGAACACUGAGGCGACUACGACAGAAGAUCACCUGGAGGAACCACUCCUUUGACGCCGCCCACGGUCGCUGAGAAAGCGGCUGGCACAGGGCGGUGGCGUAAAACGACGAUUUUGUGGCACUCUCUGGGGGAUCAAACACCUGCUGAGCCAUUCACAGUCGGCCCGACGCCACCUCACGCACGUCACCAAGGGCGUGCCACUCACGCCCGCCGCGCACAUCACCACAGUCAUGCCACUCACGCCCGCCGCGCACAUCACCACAGGCAUGCCACUCAUGCACGUCACCACGGGCGUGCCACUCACACACGUCACCACGGGCAUGACACUCAUGCAUGCCACCACGGGCGUGCCACUCACGUCCGCAACACACAUCACCAAGGGUGUAACACUCAUGUCCACAGUGCACGUCACCAAGGGUGUGCCACUCACGUCUGCAGCGCACAUCACCAAGAGCGUGCCACUCACGUCUGAAGAGCACGUCACCAAGGGCGUGCCACUCACUCCAGCCACACACAUCACCAAGGGUGUGCCACUCAUGCCAGCCACGCACAUCACCAAGGGUGUGAAACUCACGACAGCCGCGCACGUCACUGAGGGCGAGCCUCUUCCGCCCGCCAUGCACGUCACUGAGGGCGUGCCACUUCCACCCGCCACGCAAGUCACCGAGGGCACGCCGCCACCAUGCAUGCCACUGUAGGCACGCCACCUACGCACGUCAUGCACGCCGCUGAAGGCGCCACACCACUGCCCGCCACACACACCGCUGAAGGCGCCACACCGCUGCCACCCGCCACGUGCACCACCUUGGGCGCGCUGCCGCCUGCUGCUGAAGGUGCCGCGAUGCCGCCGCCCCAUGGGCAGCCGCCCCGGGUGUACCAGUCAAGAGUGAGCUGAUGCAGCAGCUGGCGGUGGAGGAGGCUGUGCAUCUGCGCCAGCAGGAUGCCCAGCUGGUGGAGACCACGGCCCGUGCCAACCAGGAGGAGCGUCUGCGGCUGCUAAGCGAGCUGCUUGCAGCGGAGACUGCCGCGCUGAGGAGUGCAUGUGAGGAUCUGGCUGCUCUGCAGAAGCAGGUAGAGGAGUUGAAGCGACAGCAUGCAGAGGAAGUGCAGGAGCUGCAGGGGAAAAUAGCUGCCACCCAGCAGCGCAACCUGCACCUCACUAAGAAGUUGAGUGACUGUCGCAACGAGCUUAGAGAAAACAAGUACAUCAUCAACCUCCUCACAGAAAAACUCUACGCAAAUGGGAUACAGCUCGAGGAAGUGCUCGGAAAGGAACAGCAGGUUACUGAGGAACAUACGGAGUACGAGGAUGUAACAAUCAGUGAAGAACAAAGUGAUUCUGAAUCAUCAGAAGAAAGUAAAUUUGAGCUUGCAGCUCCAAAUACCAGUAAAUCCUUCAAUGUGACCUGUAUGAGGGAAAAUUUGGAUUCAACGACAAGCACUAUUUUCCCAGGAUCUACAGCAGUUGUACAAUCAAAAAUUCAUUUGGAACCAAAAGUGGUGGACCAGGACAGCAAUAUUUUAGGAUUAAAUGAUCAAGCUGGUCAUCCAAAUAAAAAAAGUUCUACCAUUGACAAUUUUAUUCAAACUAAUAAUAUAAAUUCUUUAAAUUUAAAAUGUUCUACUGAAAAGAGUAUAAUUAAUCAAGCGAUUGUAAACCAGUUUACAUAUUACAUGUGUAAAACUAGUUUUUAUAGUACUUCCAUGUCGAAACAACACGUUAACAACACACAUGAUGCAGACUAUAAGAAAAUGUGUGUUGAAAAUUUGAGAAAAAGAAAACAUUAUUCACGUGCAGAAUGUCUCAAGAAAUAUUCUUCUAAACCUCAUCUGAAAGCGCACUUGAACACCCAACCAACUGAGAAACCAUUUUCAUGUUCAUUGUGUACCAAAGAGUUUUUCACUAAGACUAGUCUAAGAAUGCACAUGUGUACUUAUACAGUUCAAAAAUCAUUGUCACAUCCAGUACACAGUAACAUUUUACCUCAUGAAAGUCACACUAGUGAGAAACUGUAUUCAUGUUCAGUAUGUAGCGCAAACUUUUUGUUUAAAAGUAACUAUAAUAAACACAUGCGGACACACAAAGGUGAGAAACCAUUUUCAUGUUCUGUAUGUAGUGCCAAGUUUUCUCUUAAUAGUACCUUGAAAAAACACAUACGUACACACACUAGUGAAAAACCAUAUUCAUGUUCAGUAUGCAGUGCAAAAUUUUCUCAGAGAAGUUACUUGAAUGGACACAUGCGCACACACACAAGUGAGAAGCGUUUUCCAUGUACAGUAUGUAAUGCCAAAUUUUCUGUUAAAAGUUAUUUAAAAAUACACAUGCGCAUACAUACAGGUGAAAAACCAUUUUCAUGUUCUGUAUGCACUGCAAAAUUUUCUCAGAGUAGUGCUAGGAAUGUUCACAUGCGCACACACACAAGUGAAAAACCAUUUUCAUGUUCAAUAUGCAGUACCAAAUUUUCUCUUAAGAGUACCUUGACAAAACACAUACGUAUACACACUGGUGAAAAACCAUAUUCAUGUUCAGUAUGCAGUGCAAGAUUUUCUCAGAGAAAUUCCUUGAAUGGACACAUGCGCACACACACAAGUGAGAAGCGAUUUUCAUGUACAGUAUGUAGUGCCAAAUUUUCUAUUAAGGGAAACUUGGAAGUACACAUGCGUUUACACACAGGUGAAAAACCUUUUGCAUGUUCAGUAUGCAGUGCAAAAUUUUCUCGGAAAUUUAUCUUAGAUUCACAUGUGCUUACACACACAGGUGAGAAACCAUUUUCGUGUUCUUUAUGUAAUGCAAAAUUUCGUGUUAAAAGAUCCUUGCAAAAACAUGUGCAUAAACAUGCACGUGAAAAACCAUUUUCGUGUUCAGCAUGCGAUGCAAAAUUUUUUCAGAGAAGUUCCUUAAAUGUACAUGUGUGCUCUGACAGAUGAGAAAACAUUUUCAUGUUUAGUAUGGAGUGCAAAAUUUUCUUUGAAUGUUUCCUUGAAUGUACAGCCCACUCAUACAGGUGAUAAACUAUUAUUGUGUUUAGUUUGCAGUGAAAAGUAUUCUCAAUAAGAGCUUCACUGUGUAAAAUCAAUGUACACACAGAGGUGAGAAACCAUUUUUGGGGUUAUUUGCAUUAUUAACAAUGAUAUAUAUUUUUAAAAUGUAUUUGAAUAUAUUUUUUCAUGUAUUUUUCAAGGCAUGUGACAUGCAUUUGAGAAAACAUUUGAAUGGUCAGUGAAAUGCAUAUAUGAGAAAUUUUCUUAUGUUAACUGUAUGUUUUAACAUUUAAUGCCUUGCCUAUGAACUUGUAAAUUGUUACAAAUUAAGUUCAAUAAAUUUCGAGUUUUGGUUUUAGUGCAGUAUUUUUUGUAGAAAAAUCAUGUUCAACUUUUAGGUAAGAAAUUAUUAUAUUUUUCAUGUUAUUAUAUUUUUACUCAAAAGUGUUAAAUAUUAUUAUGGUAAUAAAUGCUGUAAGAUAAUAAACAUGAGAAAUUUGACUAAA